AUGGCAGCAGAUCAGAACGAGUCAUCAACUGUUGAUGCAGUCACUGAGAGGCCUGCGCCACCGUAUACGAUCUUUGAUAGAUCUCAGAAGCGUCUGUUGGCGGUGCUUGUUUCCGCUGCUGCUACAUACACCUCUAAUAAUUCAGUCUCGACACUGGCGUCAAACAUUUAUUUCCCUGCUAUUCCAUCCAUAUCCCGCAGUCUCAAUGUCUCUACUGAGCUCGUCAACCUUUCCAUUACCUCCUACCUUAUCUUCCAGGGCCUAGCGCCUAGCCUCUGGGGUCCAAUCUCAGACGUCAAAGGUCGCCGAAUAGCAUACAUCGGUACCCUAUUUGUAGCAGUCUGUGCCUGCAUUGGUCUCGCAGAGACCAGGAAUUAUACUAUGCUUAUCAUUUUUCGGUGCUUGCAAAGUACUGGGUCUGCUAGUACUGUUGCUAUCGGAUCAGGUGUGAUUGGCGAUAUUACGACCCGUGAAGAUCGUGGGGGAUUCAUGGGUUUUUUUCAAGGAAUGAUGUUGGUUUCCAUUGCUAUUGGGCCUGUUAUCGGGGGAGCGCUUGCAGGGUCGAUUGGAUGGAGAACUAUCUUUUGGUUUCUCACUGUUUACAGCGGGGUACUGCUUACCAUGAUAGGUUUGUUGCUUCCUGAGACGUUGAGGUCAAUCGUGGGAAAUGGUGGUCAACUUCCUUCCCCAAGGAUCGGGCGUUAUCCCCUUGCUCUCUAUCAGCGCUUCAGUAAAACGAAUUGGCGUGAGACUGUGGAAUAUAACCGGCUGGCCCCCAAGAAACGAACCGAACUUUUAGGACCCCUCCGCAUCUUGAUCAGCAAACAGGCCGCCCCGCUGGUACUUUUCUUUGCCAUUUACUUCGCUAUGUGGCAAAUGACGAUUACGGCUAUGGCAACUCUCUUCAAAGAACACUAUGGAUUGACAGAAAUUCAGUCCGGAUUAACCUUCAUCGCUAAUGGUGCGGGCUCUAUGUUCGGGACCCUCAUCACAGGUAGGAUCCUCGACAAGGAUUAUCGCCGGUUCAGAGAACAAGAACUUGCAGAAACAUCACCCUCAAGACAGGAGAAAUUAUUUCCACUUGAACGAGCCCGUCUUCGUCUGGUUCCCAUCUUCGCUGGCCUACAAUGUUUAUCAGUCAUGAUAUUUGGCUGGACUGUUCAAUAUUCGUCCCACGUCCACAUCGCCGUUCCCAUUAUCUCAACGUUUAUUACCGGGUGGACAGCUGUGUCCAAUCAAUCGAUAGUGACGACUUAUUUAGUUGAUGUAUUCCAUGAUAGUAGUGCAGCUGCGAGCGCAAGUCUGAAUAUGGCCCGUUGCUGUCUUGCGGCUGCGGGCUCGGGAUUUGUGAUGCCCAUGGUGAAUCGUGUUGGAUGCGGAGUGGCUUUCACCUGGAGGUAUGGUGGUCUUUGGAGGAGUGAGAUGGAGAAGAAGUGGAGUCGAUGGCUCAUGUAUACUUGA
Messenger RNA from Aspergillus niger, 1461 nucleotides. RefSeq lists its product as uncharacterized. Gene Ontology annotation, biological process: transmembrane transport. Bases 1 to 1461 code for a protein of 486 amino acids. Lineage: Eukaryota; Fungi; Ascomycota; Eurotiomycetes; Eurotiales; Aspergillaceae. The transcript is spliced from 4 exons. Gene Ontology annotation, molecular function: transmembrane transporter activity. The record is from RefSeq and is a predicted model, not a curated record.